AUGGAGAAUCCACCAGAUCUUAUUGUUGCGACUACAUUAGACGAUCAAUGUCAAGAUAAAAAGAAAAUAAUUGUUGAAAAUAUUUGUCAACAACAUGAUGAUAUAAUAGCAAAUCUUCGAUCAGAAAAAUAUCUUCUUCAAUGUGAAAUUCAACAAUUACGAACUCAACUACUCGUACGUAAUAAUACUAAUAAUACUAUUAAUAAUGAAUUCGAUGAACAAGCACAUUUAUUACAACAACGAUUUCAUGAUGAAAUUCAAUCUGUUAUUUAUCAUCAUAGUGAAUUAGUUCAACAUGUUACAAAUGAUCUAUCUAAUUAUGUUACACAAAUACUAAAAAAAAGUAUUGAAAAUAUUGAAAGUUUAAGAUUAUUACAUCAAAAAGAAUUAUGUACACAUUCAGCAAGUUUAACUAAUUGUAUUCAACAUCAAUCCUCUGAGAUGAAUGAACUUUGUAAUCAUUUAAUUGUUCAACAACGUACAAAACCUAUGGAUUUAUUUAAUACAGUUACGAAUAAUUUUCAAAGUGCAGUUAAUAAUUUAAAAACAAGUUUUGAUUCAAAAAUCAAUUAUUUAAAUGAUAUUCACGUAUCAAAAAUUGAAAAAUUGAAUACAAAACAUGAAAUAGAAUUAGAUGAAAUGAAAUGUGAAUUAAAUUUAAUGUACAAACAAUGA
Messenger RNA from Adineta steineri, 675 nucleotides. The record is from the annotation of a GenBank genome assembly. NCBI's taxonomy places the organism in Eukaryota, Metazoa, Rotifera, Eurotatoria, Adinetida, Adinetidae.